AUGUUGAUUUUGGUAAACGGAAGUCCAACCAUAGAUUUCAUGGUGGAAAAGGGUUUGCGGCAAGGAGAUCCAUUGUCGCCUUUUCUUUUUAUGCUUGUGGCUAAAGGACUAAUAGGGCUAAUGCAAAACGUGAGACGAUUAGGCUUGUUUCGUCCAUUCAAGGUUUCAAAUGACUUAAGCUUCUACUUAUUACAAUUCACGGAUGAUACAUUAAUUGUUGGGGAAUGUUCUUAG
Lathyrus sativus (Indian pea) is the source of this 234-nucleotide messenger RNA. The record is from the annotation of a GenBank genome assembly. NCBI's taxonomy places the organism in Eukaryota, Viridiplantae, Streptophyta, Magnoliopsida, Fabales, Fabaceae.